CCGGAGAAACUACUAUUCGCUUCUACAGAGGUGUUUCUCGCAGGUGUAUCCUGAUCAGCCUGUUGUUAAAAUCACAGAGAAGGAGUGAACGGACAGAACUGAAACUCAGUUCUUUGACCUCAUCCUGCACUUCUGAAUGUGAGGGGCAAGGCAUUUCACGUGAUAUGGAGAACCACAAGAAAGAGACCUGAUAAGAAAAAUAGAAAGCAGGACAUGUUGAACAUCGCCAUCUGGAAGCUCAUUGUACUCAUGGAGAGAGAGAGGAAUUAAAAGCAAAUCAUGCCCCCAUCAGCUAGCACAAACCUGGGCUACACCCCUCCCGAUGGAGGCUGGGGGUGGGCCGUGGUGUUCGGAUCUUUCAUCUCCAUCGGCUUCUCUUAUGCCUUUCCCAAGUCUCUCACCAUCUACUUCAAAGAAAUCCAGGAGUAUUUCUCCAUCUCCUACAGUGAGAUAGCCUGGGUCUCCUCCAUCAUGCUGGCUACCAUGUAUGCAGGAGGACCUGUGAGCAGCAUUUUGGUCAAUCGCUAUGGUAGCCGCCCAGUGGUGAUUGCUGGUGGGCUAAUGGUUGGGCUUGCUAUGGUAACGGCUUCUUUUGGCACUACCAUUUUGCAUUUGUAUUUAUGCGUGGGAGUUAUUGGAGGCUUUGGCUUAGCUUUUAACCUUCAACCAGCUCUUACGAUAAUCGGCAAAUACUUCCUUGUGAAAAGGCCAAUAGCAAAUGGCUUGGCAAUGGCGGGGAGUCCAGUCUUCCUUUCCACCCUGGCACCCCUCAACCAAUUUCUCUUUGAUCAUUUUGGAUGGCGAGGAAGCUUCCUCAUCCUCGGAGGAGUGCUGCUCAACUGCUGCGUAGCUGGAGCACUUAUGCGACCCAUCAAGAUAAAAAUAAAACCGCCAGUGAGCCAAACCACUGAUGACAAAGACACAGCGGAGCUGGACGUCAACCCUCAGAUAGCUGGACAAGACAAGUCCAUGCAGUCAGGCUGUGCCGCAAAGGUCAACCAGUUCAUUGAUGUAUCCCUCUUCAAGCACAGAGGCUUCCUGAUCUAUCUGGUGGGAAAUGUGCUCAUGUUUUUUGGAUUUUUUGCCCCAGUGGUCUUCCUGGCUCCAUAUGCCAAGCAUCAGGGGAUAGACGAGUACUCCGCAGCAUUCCUGCUCUCCAUAUUUGCUCUAGUGGACAUGUUCGCACGUCCAGGAACGGGUCUGGUAGCCAACACCAGAUGGAUCAGGCCCAAGAUCCAGUAUUUCUUCAGCUUCGCUGUGAUAUAUAAUGGCCUGUGCCAUCUGAUGUGUCCGCUCUUACCAGGUUACAUAGGCCUGGUGGUGUACGCUGUGUUUUUUGGCCUGGCUUUUGGGAUGGUGUGUGCUCUUCUUUUCGAGGUACUCAUGGAUCUGGUGGGAGCUCAACGGUUCUCCAGUGCGGUUGGGCUCGCUACCAUUAUCGAGUGUGGGCCUGUCCUGUUGGGACCACCCCUCUCUGGUUUACUGGUUGACAUCUUCAUGGACUAUAAAUACAUGUACUUUGCUUGUGGUGUGAUGAUGCUGGCUGGAGGUAUCUUCCUCCUCAUCAUGAACUAUUACAACUACAGAUGGUUGGAAAAGGAAAAGAAACAGAGAAAGGUAGAAGAGCUACAGAUUGGCUCAGCCAAAGAGCUUGCUGCCAUGGAGGAGGCCAAAGACGAUGAGGAAGAGGUCAAACUCAGCACAGAGGAGAAAACCGCGGACUCAACCUGCUAAGAGCCCUGAAUACUUUUGUUAGAAUGAAACUCUAACCUGCUUGUCUGUCUCUCUAUCUAUCUAUAUAUCUAUUAGGGGUGUAACGAUACCCUCAUGUCACGAUUCGAUACAUAUCAUUCGAUACAACUCACAAUGCAAUGUUAUUGCGAUACUCCAAGACAUAUGGUAAAAGGAUAACAAAAAAUGUACUGUUGAUUAAAAUACUAAAUUUGGUAUUACAUUGGGAGUGAAAAUGAAUAGGCUUGGACUUGGUGCUGGUAACCCAAUGCAGAGGAUGACGGUGACACCAGAAUAAAAAUAAUAAUGAUUCUAACGCUGAAAUGCUUUAGAUGAAUAUGUUUGCACUCUGUCACUGACUAUUUACUGGUAUCACAAGACAUUUGGCAUUAUCAGGACCCACAAAUAUUUCCUCCAUUGCAUUAUUUUACAUUUUAUUCAACAUUAUAUACAGUAGUUCAAUGUAGUACUGAUACUAAAACUCUGUAAACUUGGAUUUUUUCUCACUCAUAAUUUUCAUUUUGGGUGAGCUAAAUAUAAUACAUGUUGCAUUUUUGUAUUGCAAUAUAUUGUUACACCCCUACUAUCUAUCUAUCUAUCUAUCUAUCUAUCUAUCUAUCUAUCUAUCUAUCUAUCUAUCUAUCUAAUGUCGCUAUCAACCACACAGGAUCAAGCAUUUCUCAAAGUUGCAUUAUUAUAAACAAGUUUUUGUUAAUGUUUUUGUAAUUUAUGAUCUUUUGUUUUAUUUUUAAAGUUUUCUUUCUAUAUUAUUACAUCAAUAAAUUAUAAAACAGGUAGGGCUGUGCCUAAACCUGUGUCUGCUCAUA
Megalobrama amblycephala (Wuchang bream) is the source of this 2558-nucleotide messenger RNA. It is a transcript of the gene slc16a7, whose product is annotated as solute carrier family 16 member 7. The record is from RefSeq and is a predicted model, not a curated record. The coding region runs from base 280 to 1734 and encodes 484 amino acids. The transcript has 6 exons. Gene Ontology annotation, biological process: transmembrane transport; monocarboxylic acid transport. Gene Ontology annotation, molecular function: monocarboxylic acid transmembrane transporter activity. NCBI's taxonomy places the organism in Eukaryota, Metazoa, Chordata, Actinopteri, Cypriniformes, Xenocyprididae. Gene Ontology annotation, cellular component: membrane.